This is a messenger RNA of Eruca vesicaria subsp. sativa (arugula), 504 nucleotides long. Lineage: Eukaryota; Viridiplantae; Streptophyta; Magnoliopsida; Brassicales; Brassicaceae. The record is from the annotation of a GenBank genome assembly.
AUGGAGAUGAUAAGAAACCACUUCUUAACAUUGUUACUAGGAGUCUCUAUAUCAGCAUUCGUCAUCCUACUCUUCUUCAUCUUCUGCACAAGAAGAAAACGUUCAUCUACUGAAUCUGAUGAACACGACAUAGAGUCCAGUGGAUUCUCCUCAGAGACAGAGGAGCUCGUGACGUUUCACGGUGGUGAAGAUCUCACCAUCUGCGAUAUCCUCGAUGCUCCAGGAGAAGUCAUCGGGAAAUCAAGCUACGGAACUCUCUACAAGGCUUCAUUGCAACGUAGCGGUAAAGUUAGGGUUCUUAGGUUUCUCCGACCGGUUUGUACAGUGAGAUGUGAUGAUAAGGAGUUUAAUGACGUCAUCGAGACGCUUGGGUUUGUUCGACAUGAGAACUUGGUUCCUCUGUUGGGUUUCUAUGGUGGAAACAGAGGAGAGAAGCUUAUGGUUCAUCCUUUCUUCUCUUCCGGGAAUCUUUCCGACUUCAUCAGAAAAAGUGGAGAACUUUAA